CGAGCGGGCGGGACUCCGGGGACUUCCGUUGGACUUGACGGUCCAGGAGGCCAGCUCAGGUCACAUCUGGGUCAGACGCUUGCCUUCUCAAGGAUGAUUUUGUGCUCAGGGUGGCACCACAACACAUAGCAGCGAGAUUUGGUGGCACGUGGAUGACACAGUGAAACAAGAUGCCUUUGAAUGAUGAGAAGCAGUGUGUGAACGAGGACCAGCAGAGUGAUUCAGAGUCUUCUCGGUUCUCCGAAAGCAUGGCUUCGCUCAGUGACUAUGAGUGUUCCAGGCAGAGCUUCACCAGCGAUUUCUCCAGCAAAUCCAGCUCUCCUGCCUCAACAAGCCCUCCCGGGGGUGUGACGUUCGAUGACGUGAUGGCUGCUGCGAAGAACUUAUCAGACAUGACUCUUGCUCAUGAAAUAGCUGUGAACGAGAACUUCCAGUUGAAGCAAAACGCCCUCCCAGAGAACAGCCUUGCUGGUCAAGUGAAGCGUGUUGUUCACCAGGCCUUCUGGGAUGUCUUGGAAGCAGAUCUCAGUGCUGAGCCCCCCCAAUAUGAAUAUGCCAUCAGACUGUUUGAAGAAAUCAGAGAGAUCCUCCUCUCUUUUCUUACUCCUGGUGGGAACAGACUUCAUAAUCAGAUCUGUGAAGUUUUGGACAUUGACCUCAUUAGACAGCAGGCCGAGCACAGUGCUGUUGACAUUCAAGGUCUGGCCAACUAUGUCAUCAACACGAUGGGAAAGAUGUGUGCUCCUGUGAGAGAUGAAGAUAUCAGAGAGCUGAAGGCGACUACCAACAUCGUGGAGAUGCUGAGACAAAUAUUCCGUGUUUUGGACCUCAUGAGACUGGACAUGACGAAUUUUGUCAUUAAGAAUAUUAGACCUUACAUUCAACGUGAUUUGGUGGAAUAUGAGAGAAACAAAUUUCAGGAAAUUUUGGAAGAAACUCCAAAUGCCCUUAGUCAAACUACGGAAUGGCUGAAAGAGUCAAUGGAUGAAGAAUUCCUUUCUGAGACUGCUGUAGCUCCCGGAGCUGAACAGAGUUCCACCCCAAGCCUAAGCCCUCUGUUGGUGCUGAAUAAUUGUUACUUGAAACUACUUCAGUGGGAUUAUCAGACAAAGGUCUUACCAGAGACACUGGUGACAGAUGGGACACGACUUCAGGAACUGACAGAGAAGCUGAAUCAAUUGAAAAUGAUUGCCUGCUUGUCCCUAAUUACCAACAACAUGGUGGGUGCUGUCACAGAAGGCCUGCCUGAGCUUGCAAACAGGCUCAAACGGAUCUCAGUUGUUCUACUUGAAGGCAUGAAUAAAGAGACCUUUAAUUUGAAGGAAGCCCUGAAUUCUAUUGGUGUUCAGACUUGUGCUGAAGUUAAUAAGGCCCUGAAAGAGAGAGGCUCGCCCACUUUAAAUGCUGAGGUCCAAGCUAAUCUUGUCGGUCAGUUUUCAAGCCUUGAAGAGAAGGGCAAUCCUGUCUGCACCUUGAUGGAUAAACGGAUCCAGUUGUACAUGAAAAGCUUACUCUGUCUUCCAAGUAAUCCGAAGAGCAUGCCUCCCGUGCCAGGGGGCCUUGGUGUCAUUCAGCAGGAGCUGGAAGUGCUUGGCUGUCAGUAUGCAAACAUCGUGAACCACAACAAGCAGGUGUAUGGACCAUUUUAUGCAAAUAUAUUCCGACAGCUGCUCUUCCGGAAUGAAGCUGUAGGGAAGAUAGAGACCACUUCCAGCUAACUGAAGAGAAGCAGGCACUGGAAGAGCUGGAGAU
Messenger RNA from Peromyscus eremicus (cactus mouse), 1752 nucleotides. RefSeq names its product t-complex 11 like 2 (gene Tcp11l2). NCBI's taxonomy places the organism in Eukaryota, Metazoa, Chordata, Mammalia, Rodentia, Cricetidae. Bases 171 to 1718 code for a protein of 515 amino acids. The record is from RefSeq and is a predicted model, not a curated record. The transcript is spliced from 10 exons. Gene Ontology annotation, biological process: signal transduction.